Molecule: messenger RNA, 3542 nt
Organism: Geodia barretti
Lineage: Eukaryota; Metazoa; Porifera; Demospongiae; Tetractinellida; Geodiidae
Source: the annotation of a GenBank genome assembly
AGAUCCGUCGUGGUCUGAUAUUAUAGAUGCCUGCAAUCCAGGAGUGUAGGUGAACAUAGACUCGCUCGCACAUAAAGCUAAGAAAUGCCCUCAAGCAAAUGAUGAUGAUGAACCUGGAGAAGAUUAUCACCAGCAGGCCAAAGUGUUGUUCAAGGCUACAAGGUAUCAGCAAAAGUUGAGAAAGGAAUUAAACAGCUGGCUACACUUUUCAACUCACUACGAUCAAAACGUUUCGUUACAUUCAAGAGCUCCAGAAUGAACAGAGGGUUACACUGGAUGAUUUCAGAGUUUUUGUGUGCAAUCCUGAGCACUUGUUAGUACACCAAGAUCACAGAGAGCUACGUCGGGCCAAGUCAACCUCAGACAUCUGCACAAUUCUUAGUCAGAAGCAGUACCUUAAUUGGCAGCAUUAUGAUAUACUGGAGGAAAUAAUUAAGGAGUAUGGUGAUCCCUGUUUAAAGAAAGAGCUGGAAGUAUUGUUAAAGAAAUAAAGUCUUUUGAAGAAGAAACAGAGCUUAAUGAUGUAAUAAAUAUCGUAUUCACACCUCAUGGCCCUAAUUCGUAUUUGACGAAAGUGCCUCUUCCAGGGGAGGUUGACCACACAAUGGAAACAGUAAGAAAGGUAAAAAAUGAACUAAAGAAAUGAACGGUUUCUCUUCUCCGUACACCACAUUGGGAAGAAUUCUCCCUUUGGUAUCUAUUUUAUAUGCCACGGCUAUUUUUUCCUCCUACAUUUAUGACGGAACAAAGUAUUAGUGAAAUAUACUCAGACGAAAUUGAAGAUGUAUUGUUAUCAGACUUUCUGAGAAUUUGUUAAGCAGCUAUUGAAUUUGCCUGCAAGUCCAGACCAGUCUGCUGUAGACUAUGUCUCUCCUACAUCCCAAAUUUCACCAGGGGAGAGAGCGGUAAUGUCACCACGCAGAGCCAGCGAACCCCACACACAACAAUUGCAACAGUCGUCCAUCAUCCGGAGCACAUCAACUUGUGGCGCAAAUCUCUCCUCAACCUUGUCGGAGCCCGGGGAGCUGGCCAGCACUGAGCUGGCUGCUCUCGAGGAAAUCCCACUGCUGAAGGAUCUCGUCGAGGAGCUUUUCGGCGUGAGCCACAUGUGGUAUUCCAUCGGCCUCCAGCUUGACAUCCCCUAUGAGGUGCUGGAUAACAUCGAGAAAGCAGUCAAAGAUGAUUGUGGCGCUGGACUACGUCGCAUGCUAAAGGAGUGGUGCAACAGAGAGAAAUCGUGUUCAUGGGCUGCUGUAGUGAAAGCGCUGCGAUGCCGUUCCGUGGCCCAGUAUAAUCUGGCCAAAAAUUUGCACGACAGGUACGUCGACACUAUUGCAAGUCGCAAAGAGCCUACUCCUGCAGUUGCGCGACAGUCUGUCGUCCCAUUCAGAUCUUUACCUGGUGCAGCACCGAAUGCAACUGGGGCUGUGGUGCUUCGGUCAGAUGAAGUACCAGAUGAAGAGGUGCAGAGAGAAAUGAUGAUUCUGGAUGCAGCUUUCGAAACGCUUCGCAUGGAGGUUUACGAGUACAUCUCAGCAACUAAGCCAGACCUAAAUGAGUUUGCUGUCUUCGUUUCCUGUCCCGUACCUUCCUGGAAGAGGACACGACCAAGGCAAAUGACGGAUGUCGAUCUCGAUCGCCUCAUGAACCCCGUUGCACAGUUUCGCGACAUGUUCAUUGUUGUAAACCAGUACACCAACUGGUACAACUAUGAACUGAUGCACAAAAUCACGGAGCGGUAUGGUAACCCUGACCUCCAGGGGAAAAUGGUGCAGUACCGCUCGGAGAUGGUUAAGUUUGAGGCACGUACGAGCACAGAUAAAUUAAAGAACAUUGAGCUUGCCCGGCCUCUAGCAGAUUCCGUCUCGAUCAUCGGAAGAUUGCCAGACAACCACUGCAACCAGUUCAUGGCAAGCCAUAUGCGACGGCUAAAGCAGCAAUAUGCCAAUGAAGCAGGGCUAGAUCACGCAGCUCUUCGCAUAUACAUGGUCAGGGAAAGUUCGGUUGAAAUCAUCUUCCUCGUGCCAGUUACACUGGCACCCUACCUGAUGAGAAAGGUGGCGCCACAAGCCCCACGUCGAGUCAGCAGUGCAUCAUCAACGCACCAGGUGCAGCGGUCUGUCUUGAGGAGUGUAAGUAGCAGUGUAAGUUUCUCCUCUGACUCAUCCAGACCAAGUGAAAUGGAUGAAUCCAUUGAUCCCAGUCUACUACAUGCAUGCGGAGGAGGUUUUCCGUUUGAUGGGGAGAAAGGUGGCGCCACAAGCCCCACGUCGAGUCAGCAGUGCAUCAUCAACGCACCAGGUGCAGCGGUCUGUCUUGAGAGAAAGGUGGCGCCACAAGCCCCACGUCGAGUCAGCAGUGCAUCAUCAACGCACCAGGUGCAGCGGUCUGUCUUGAGGAGUGUAAGUAGCAGUGUAAGUUUCUCCUCUGACUCAUCCAGACCAAGUGAAAUGGAUGAAUCCAUUGAUCCCAGUCGCAUACAUGUAUUCCACGACAAGGUGCUCAUGAAUGGCGAUAGUACCGUUGUGUGCAAGGCCCAGUUCCUCAAUCUUCCCUGUGCUGCCAAGUAUCUCCACCACAAGCUCGUCGAGAUCUCGUCCUGGCAAAUGGAGAAUUUCAAGAAGGGCUGCAAGAUCCUGCAGGACUGGGCACCAGAAAGCAUGCCACGUCGCUCCUUUAGCUGUGCCGACUACAACGAAGCCAUCGACUGCUUUUCUUUUGGAGUCUUGGGCAUUCAUAUUGCCACUCGAGAGCUCCCCCAACCAAACACACAGGCUCACGAGUCCAGUGAAGUGGAGAGAUACACAAAAGGUCUGCAGAAAGUAGAAGAUAGAAACCAUCCUCUUUACCCGCUUAUUAUCAAGUGCUUGAAUGACAAGGACAGCUUGCGACCAUCAGCCACAAAGCUGUGUCAAGAGCUAGCAAGCACGAUCAAGUCAUCUAUUUACCGAAACAGCCAAGCUGCAGAACACAUUUCCACUGAAUUAGUUGGUUUGCAGAUUGAAUACACACGAGACAGACUCCAUGAGAAAACUGAAGAAAACGAGGCUCUGCACGAAGAAUUGAAAUGUAAGCAGACAGAGCUAGACGCAGCCCACAACAUGCAUCAAAAAAAGCAGAGAGAGUUGGAAGCAGCCAAUAAGUCACAAGAGGAUACAAUUGCUUUUCUCAAUGAAAAGGUCAAGGCAGCUCUCAACGAACUUGAAGAAACACAAAACGAGAGAGAGAAAACAACGCAAUACAAGAAAGAAAGAGAUGAAUACAAACACAAAAACAGGACCAUUCAGAAACGGAUCAAUGUGAGGAUAGAGCAUGUGAAGCAUUCUCGAUGUCGGGAGGAUUUCCUCAAGAGAGUCAAGGCCAAUGAACUGAAGAGGAAGCAGGCGAAGGAGAGGGGAGAGAAGGUGGUGUGUAAACGACUGCCCGAGGAGCCACGGCUGGGACACUUUGUGAGGACGGGAGGCAAGGAACCGGAGCUGGUGGAGCCAAUUCCCUAUGAAUUUGUGGCACGAACAUGCUUUAGAUGUCUGAAUAUUGUUUGA